AUGACGGACCGCUAUCGGGAUCCGAAGGAGGAGGGAUGGGAGCGGUCGGACUUCCCCAUCCUGUGCGAGACGUGCUUGGGCCCGAACCCCUACGUGCGCAUGCAACGGAUGGAGUUUGGCGGGGCGUGCCACAUCUCCGGGCGUCCCUACACCGUCUUCAGGUGGCAGCCGGGGCCCAAGGCUCGGUUCAAGAAGACGGUCGUCUGCCAGGAGGUCGCCAAGGCGAAGAACGUGUGCCAAUGCUGCUUGCUCGACUUGGAGACGUCGCUCCCCGUGCAGGUGCGCGACCAGGCGCUGGGCGUGGAGGCGGACAUCCCCCAGUCUGACGUGGGGAGGGAGUUUCAGCUGAAACAAAUGGAGAAGAGCGGCGAACUGGACGAACGGCAGGAGAACUACGGCAAGGCGGCGGCGUCGAACGAGAUGCUCGCGCGGCUCCGGCGCAACCGCGAGCCGUACUACAAGCGCAACGAGGCGCGCACGUGCACGUUCUGGGUCAAGGGGAAGUGCACGCGCGGCGCGGAGUGCCCGUACAAGCACGAGAUGCCGCGGACCGGCCCGCUGUCGAAGCAGAACAUGAAGGACCGGUACUACGGCGUCAACGACCCCGUCGCGGAGAAGAUCCUCGGCCGCGCGUCGCAGAUGCCGUCGCUGGAGCCCCCCGCGGACCCCACCAUCCGCACGCUCUGGGUCGGCGGCGUGCCGGAGGACGCGAACGAGGGCGACAUCCGCGACCAGUUCUACGGGUACGGCGAGGUCGAGAACGUGCACAUCCUGCGCGCGAAGCGGUGCGCGUUCGUCACAUACACCAUGCGCACUGCCGCCGAGUCCGCCGCGAAGGCGCUCGCCGGGAAAGUGUACGUCAAGGGCGAGAAAGUCGUCAUCAACUGGGCCAAGGCCAAGCCCGCCGGCGCCGCGCCGCAGGGCGGACCCCCCCCGGGCCCAGGCGGCGCGUACGGCGGAUACGCCCAGGGCGCGCCCGCGCCGGCGGCGUACCCGUCGAUGGACCCAUCGGCGAUGGGAUCGGCGCCCGUGCGCGCGCACGGACCGCCCGCGGGGGUCCCAGGCCGUCCGAUGCCGCCACCGGGCAUGUACGGCAUGCCCGCGCCGUGGAUGCGGCCACCAGGCGCGAUGCCGCCGCCCGGGAUGUACGGCGCGUACCGGCCGCCAGGCGCGCCCGGGCCGCGUCCGGCCGGGCCUCCGCCGGCGGGCGCGGGCCCCGCGGCCGCUCCGGCGGGCGGGGCGAAGCAGUAG
Pedinophyceae sp. YPF-701 is the source of this 1251-nucleotide messenger RNA. The record is from the annotation of a GenBank genome assembly. Lineage: Eukaryota; Viridiplantae; Chlorophyta; Pedinophyceae.